Styela clava is the source of this 459-nucleotide messenger RNA. Its product is annotated as clavanin-E. The record is from RefSeq and is a predicted model, not a curated record. NCBI's taxonomy places the organism in Eukaryota, Metazoa, Chordata, Ascidiacea, Stolidobranchia, Styelidae. Gene Ontology annotation, cellular component: extracellular region.
UCGAAAUAUCGGAUGCAGAAGUGUAUAAAAAGCCGUUAUUUCUCACUGCAAAUCACAGUUUCGUCGAAUCAAACUCAGACAAACAACAGGAAAGAUGAAAACAACAAUUUUGAUUCUUCUCAUACUGGGACUUGGCAUCAAUGCAAAAUCUCUGGAGGAAAGAAAAUCGGAGGAAGAGAAAGCAUUCAAACUCCUUGGCAGAAUUAUUCAUCAUGUUGGCAAUUUUGUAUAUGGUUUUAGCCACGUGUUCGGCGACGACCAACAAGAUAAUGGAAAGUUUUAUGGCCACUACGCAGAAGACAAUGGCAAGCAUUGGUAUGAUACCGGGGAUCAAUAAAAAAGUUUUAAACAGCUACGCGACUUGAAGACGGACGGACCCGGCAGAACAUUGAUAUUUCUUGUUUUCUUUGAUUAAAGGCUAGCCUUAUUACUCAGAAUAUAACACUACAUUGCAUUCAA